Messenger RNA from Fusarium musae, 1095 nucleotides. RefSeq names its product Zinc-type alcohol dehydrogenase-like protein YogA (gene YOG1). NCBI's taxonomy places the organism in Eukaryota, Fungi, Ascomycota, Sordariomycetes, Hypocreales, Nectriaceae. The transcript has 2 exons. The record is from RefSeq and is a predicted model, not a curated record. The coding region runs from base 1 to 1095 and encodes 364 amino acids. Gene Ontology annotation, molecular function: oxidoreductase activity.
AUGCCUCGAGUUCUCACCCUACAGCAGAUCGAAGGCGCAAAGCCUGGAAAGGUCUAUUAUCCACUUCAAGUAAAGCAAGUUCCAAAGCCAACUCCAGGCCCCAAUGAGGUCCUUGUCAACCUCUCUGCGGCGGCACUUAACCACCGUGAUCUCUUCAUGCGCCGUCAUCUCUACCCAGCCAUUUCCUUCACCAACCCAAUUCUAGCAGAUGGCUACGGCACUGUGGUCGCCCUAGGAAGCAAUGUCACUCGUAAGAACCUCCUCAACAAGCCAGUCAUCCUCACUCCCAUGCGCGGUUGGGAAUCAGACCCUGCUGCACCAGAAGAUAGCCGCAAGUUUGCAGUCACAGGUGGUUCUAAACUCACCGAGGUCGGUACUGCUCAGGACUAUAUUGUAGUGUCAGAGGAGGAAGUUGAGCCUGCGCCUGAGCACCUUACACCCGCUGAGGGAGCAGCUCUGCCUCUUGUUGGUGUCACUGGCUGGCGUGCUCUUGUAACAAAGAGCAACGCUGCUUUCCCUGGCUCAAACAUUCUUAUCACAGGCAUUGGCGGCGGUGUUGCGCUCCAGGUCCUCCAGUUCGGCGUAGCAAUGGGCUGCAACGUAUUCGUCACAUCCGGCGAUCAAGCCAAGAUUACAAAGGCCAAAGAGAUGGGCGCAAAAGGUGGAGUUAUCUACAAGAACGAGUCAUGGGACAAGGAGCUUCGAGCACAGCUACCAGCCAACAGACCAUAUCUCGAUGCUGUAAUCGACGGUGCAGGCGGUGAGAUCGUGGCUAAAACUGUGCGACUACUCAAGGCUGGCGGUGUAAUUGUGCAGUACGGCAUGACCGUGUCUCCCAAGAUGGACUGGCUGAUGGCCGCGAAUCUGCAGAAUAUCGAGCUCAAGGGUUCAACGAUGGGUUCCCGCAAGGAGUUCCGGGAUAUGGUUGCCUUUGUGAACGAGAAGAAGAUUCGGCCUGUCAUCAGCAGGACGAUCAAGGGGCUGGAUAACCUUUCAGGAAUUGAUGACCUGUUUAAAGACAUGGAUCAGGGGAAGCAGUUUGGUAAGCUGGUAAUCGAGUGGGAUUUAGGAAGCGAUUCGCCCUACAAACUCUAG